Messenger RNA from Ziziphus jujuba (common jujube), 2016 nucleotides. Its product is annotated as LOB domain-containing protein 20. The coding region runs from base 519 to 1280 and encodes 253 amino acids. The record is from RefSeq and is a predicted model, not a curated record. Gene Ontology annotation, cellular component: nucleus. NCBI's taxonomy places the organism in Eukaryota, Viridiplantae, Streptophyta, Magnoliopsida, Rosales, Rhamnaceae. Gene Ontology annotation, biological process: hormone-mediated signaling pathway; positive regulation of DNA-templated transcription. The transcript is spliced from 2 exons.
AGAAAAUGAUUAUUAAUUAGUGGGUUUGUUAUACAAUUCACGUUAAAGCUAUAAAAUAUGAACAAGAAUUUUAUAUAUUAUUAAAAUUCCUAUAUAGCAAGCCAAGCAAUCAUACCAAAUAUGCAGCACAAGUAUUAUGGGAGUGCCUUUCCAUGAGGGGCUAAACCAUCUCCAUGUUCCAUACAAUUGUCAUUUACCAUUAUUUUACUCUAUUAUUUUAACCAACACCAACUAUAUAUUAUAAUUUUUAUAUCCUAUGUAUAACACUCCCUUUGCACGUGCACCUCACACCACCACUCUCUUUCUCUUCACCCUCCUUCACUCCAUAACGUCUCUCUCUCUCUCUCUCUCUCUCUCUCUCUCUCUCCCAAAACCAAAGCUUACCUCAUUCACCUUGCCAACCCCCUCCUUAUCACGAGACUAACGUGCACACCCUCCACCUUCAUAUAAGCACUCAUGGCACCAUCCUUGUCAUCUUUUGCCAUUCUCUUCCCAAACUCCAGCUUCAACCUCCAUUCAUGUCAGAUCACCAUCACCCCCAACAACCUCCCGACCAUGCCAUCUCCGAAUCCAGACGAAAGCCCACCGGAAAGCGUGCUACUACCUCUCCAACGGCAGACCCGGCAGCCUCAAGUGAAUCAGCACCACCAGCUCCAUGUGGAGCCUGUAAGUUCUUGAGGAGGAAGUGUGUUAGUGGAUGCAUCUUUGCACCCCACUUUGGUUCUGACCAAGGAGCUGCUCGGUUCGCUGCGGUUCACAAAGUGUUCGGUGCUAGCAACGUGUCCAAGCUCUUGUUGCAUAUUCCGGUAAACCGGAGACAGGAUGCGGUGGUUACCAUUUCGUAUGAAGCUCAAGCCAGGCUCUCUGAUCCCGUUUAUGGUUGUGUCUCCACCAUCCUUGCUCUACAACAACAGGUGGCUGCAUUACAAUCGGAGCUGGCAAUGGUGCAGAGCCAACUGAUGAACAGUAGGUUUGCAUUUGCAAACGUACUGCAAAACUCACAGCUUCAACAGGCUCAACAGCAAGUAGUGCAAGAGCAGAGCAUUGGGAUGGUGCAGGCUCAGCCGGCAUACUCCGCCAAUAACUCUUCAGCUUCUAUUAAUCACAUCAAUAUAGGCAGCUUCACCUCUACUUUCGAGCUUGCCGGAGCCGAUACUGCACCGUCUUCUCAGAGCUUGGAGCCACUGCAGCUUUCUCGGCCAUCCCAAGAUGAAGAGGAAGAUGAGGAAGAGAGUCGGAUUCCCCAUGUGUUCAUCAAUGAGAUUCUUCACCGCAGAUGAAUAAGUUUUUCAAUAUUAUUGUUAUUAUUAUUAUUAGUAUCUUAAUACCAAAAGAUACAUACAGUUUACAGAAAAGUAUGAAUAUCAGUAUUGCCAUUAUCGCUUUCACAUUAUAUAUUUAUAGACAAAAGCUUUUGUUAUGAUUUCCAAGUAAAAAGUUUGGCAUGCAUGCGAGAGUUUUAUGCUUUGAUUUUAUUAGAAGCCUAAUACAUGAAGAAUGGAAUUAUAAUAUAAAUUUAUAUAUUAAAGAUAACGUAAUAGAAAGUAAAAUGCUAAAAAUUAGUUUAAUCAUAUGGAGAGGUUAAAUAUUAAACAAUGCGGUCACAUUGAGCCGCCUAUUUUAUAACAUCCAACAAUUUUUCAUUUUUUUAUUUUAUUUUAUUUUUUUCAAAAAGGUCAUAAAUGCAUGUCAAUAUACCAAGAAGAAUCUAAGGUAGAGAAAUUAUUAAUUUUUAGGGAAAAAAUAUAUAUGCCCCUUAAUCGAUUUAUUUGAGUGUGAAACGAGACGAAUAGUAAUGAGGGUAGGUUUAGAAAAUGAUGUUUUAAUUACAAAAUUAGGUAUGAGGAAACACCAUUAUUUACCACACUUAAAGAAUGAGAAUGAUAGACAAUAAUUUUCACUAAAAAAAUGGAAAAUUAAACACAAAAUUAAGAACCCAUUGCAAAAGUUUAUUAUUUUCUAAAGAUAUGCCUAUAAAUCACAGAAAAGAAUAAACAAAUUAAAGGAAAAAAAAAA